This is a messenger RNA of Desarmillaria tabescens, 1647 nucleotides long. Its product is annotated as major facilitator superfamily domain-containing protein. The transcript is spliced from 6 exons. Bases 136 to 1569 code for a protein of 477 amino acids. Gene Ontology annotation, molecular function: transmembrane transporter activity. The record is from RefSeq and is a predicted model, not a curated record. Gene Ontology annotation, biological process: transmembrane transport. NCBI's taxonomy places the organism in Eukaryota, Fungi, Basidiomycota, Agaricomycetes, Agaricales, Physalacriaceae. Gene Ontology annotation, cellular component: plasma membrane.
GUCACCCCAUCACCGACUUCGAGUCAGGUGUCUUCGGCAGAUGACCCGAUCCAGCACCAAACUGUUUUCAAAGUAACACCGCGACUAUUUUAACCGAGCAGUGGCAAAACUGUCUCUUCAUCACCUUCACCCAUCAUGGUCUCUUCCCUGGAAAAGUUUUCCAGCGAAACCGUCCAUGACGAGCUGGCGGUCAGCGACAUUGACGAGCGCAAAUUACUGCUCAAGAUCGACUUGCAUGUGCUGCCGUACAUUUGUGUGAUGUAUACCCUGGCUUUCCUGGACCGUGUGAACAUUUCGAAUGCGGUCCUGUUCGGACUCAAGGACGACCUGAAGCUCGUCGGGAAUCAGUAUAGCACGGCUCUUGUCAUCUUCUUCGUCCCGUACAUCCUGUGCGAGAUACCCUCGAAUAUCUUGCUCAAGAAGCUGAAACCGCACAUCUGGUUGUCUUUCUGCAUGACCAUGUUCGGUCUUGUCACUAUGCUGCAAGGAUUCGUACAGAACUUUGGCGGUCUGAUGGCGACGCGCUGGUUCCUUGGGGUCUUUGAGGCGGGCAUGUUUCCUGGAUGCUUUUACCUCUUGGCGAUGUGGUACCGCAGAGAAGAGUCGCAGAAACGGUAUACGUUCUUUUUCUGCUCGACAACUUUGGCUGGUGCGUUCGGCGGGUUGUUGGCCAGUGCCAUCGGGAAGAUGGAUGGAGUAAGAGGCUAUGGUGGGUGGAGAUGGGUGUUCAUUCUUGAGGGCCUUGCCACGGCUCUUUUCGGUAUUGCAUGGUUCUUCUUGCUGCCUGAUUUUCCGGAAGAGGCGAAGUUCCUUAGCCAGGAGGAACGUGACUUUGUCAAGAAACGUCUGGCCGCCGACGUUGGCGCUUCUGCUCAUCAAGAGAAGGCAACGUGGCGCGAUAUUCUAGGUGUUUUUAAAGACUACAAGAUUAUCAUUGGAGGCUUCGCGUAUUUCGGACUCAUUGUGCCGGCAUAUGGAUAUGCUUACUUCGCACCGACUAUCAUCAAUCAACUAGGAUAUGGAACUAUCCAAUCUCAGCUACAUUCCGUUCCACCAUGGGCGGCCGCGUUUGGUUUCGCCAUGACAUUAGCCUUUAUCUCUGACCGCUUACGCCACCGAUGGUUCUUUACCUUCAUAUCCGGCGCCGUCUGUCUCAUCGGUUUCGCCGUACUACUAUCAGACCCUGCGCGGCACAGUGUCAAGUACGGAGCGCUCUUUCUCGCCGCGUCAGGUGCCUAUACUUCAAUGCCCAUCAUCGUCGGGUGGUUCAACACCAAUUUGGCGGGACACACGCGCCGCUCUGUGGGUUCGGCAUGGCAGGUCUCCUUUGGUAACAUCGGAGGAAUCAUUGCCUCGUUCUCGUUUCCGACGGGGGAUGGCCCGAGGUAUAUAAAGGGAUACGCGAUAUGCAUGGCGUUUGUGUGCUUAAGCAUGGUAUCAAGUGCAGCUUAUCUCCUUGCCCUCAUAUUUGAGAAUAGACGGAGAGCGAGGAGCAUACAGCCGGAGGUUACAGAGAAGGAAAGAGAAAGACUAGGGGACCUAAAUCACGACUAUCGAUACAUAUACUAAACUAUGGUCGGGUAAUUAUGUAUAAUGUCGGUCGGAAUAAAACUAUAGAAUUUUCGUUGGGCAGUUCCACCCCAAGCA